Messenger RNA from Astrephomene gubernaculifera, 1018 nucleotides. The record is from the annotation of a GenBank genome assembly. Lineage: Eukaryota; Viridiplantae; Chlorophyta; Chlorophyceae; Chlamydomonadales; Astrephomenaceae.
AAAGGCUUUCAGGAUCAUAGUUGACGCUUAUCUGUAUAUACGCUGAACAGCUGUCUGACAGAAGUCAGCGGCUUUGACCUUUGGACAGUCGACUCUCCGAGACUCAGGGAACCCAGCAAACAUGGGCGUUGACGUCAGGACGACUGUUCAGGGCUCCGGCGCCCAGCCCCAGAGGGGCCAGACCGUUGUCGUCCACUACACGGGCACUCUGACGGACGGCAAGAAGUUCGACAGCAGCCGUGAUCGCGGCGAGCCGUUCCAGUUUCGCCUGGGGAUGGGCGAGGUCAUCCAGGGCUGGGACGUUGGCGUCGGCCAGAUGCGCGUGGGCCAGCGCGCUGUCCUGACCAUCUCCUCUGACAUGGCCUACGGUCCUCGCGGCAUCCCCGGCGUCAUCCCGCCCUCCGCCACCCUGGUGUUCGACGUCGAGCUGCUGGGCAUCAAGUAAGCGGCCCCGCAACAGACGGAAUCCCCUUUGACGGAAUCCCCAGCAACAUGCGAGUGUGGUGCGGCUAGCGGUUAGCCGUUGCGCCAUUCGGGCCGCAGAAGCUUACGUGGGCCGCGGGCUGUGGACUAACCGUUUAGCUGCAUCCCCCUAUUGAGGCCACUGGUCGUUGGGUCAACCGCCACUUGCCAACGGGCGCUGUGUGGCAGGGCGUGAUACUGUAGUGAGGAGGUUGCCUCGACGCUAGAUGGCUAGGCGCGCCUUAGGCCAGGAGCUGCGGAUGCGAAGCCGCCUGUUGGUUUUGAAGAAUUGUCAGUGCAUUGUGUCGUCCAGUGCGAUGACAGCAAUCCUGAUUGAAGAACUGUGCACGACGGAUGUGUUUUGAGGCAGCCGCUGUUGACUUCUGCACUGCUUGAGUCUGCUUUGGUUCCCGCAUACGCGCACGCAUGGGUCAGCGCUAGGCAGGCUGGGCGAGUGUGCAGGGUAGCUGUCACCAGGAGUUGUCUGUGGGUGGGGCCAUGCAUGUUGUUGGCAUGUUGGGGGCUUCGACGGUUGCGUUGGCACACGCGCAUCUGC